Molecule: messenger RNA, 783 nt
Organism: Haemonchus placei
Lineage: Eukaryota; Metazoa; Nematoda; Chromadorea; Rhabditida; Trichostrongylidae
Source: the annotation of a GenBank genome assembly
UUGGGAAAUAAAUACGUAAAGCUCACCUUGACAGAAGACAGAUUUCGAACUAGCAUCAGCAGUGCUAGAUACCUUUUUUGGACCAAGGUAGCUAUCUUAUUCGACAGAUCACGAUCUCCCGAUUUCGAUCGUAAUGAGGCGCUGCGUGAGUCCUGGGCUGCGCUGAAAACGCAACCAAAUAAUUUCGAUGCGUGGAUUACUCUUCUUACUCAGGCCGAUCAAAGUAAUGAUGUAAGGCUGGCUCGUGACAUGUACGAUCGAUUUCUGUCUAAAUAUCCAUAUUGCUACGGUUUCUGGAAAAAGUACGCCGAUAUGGAGCGUCGCCAUCAGAAUUUUUCCGAUGCCCUCAAUGUGUGGGAACGUGGAAUUCUCGCGAUACCGCUGUCAAUUGAUUUGUGGCUCGGAUGCACGACUGAUUACUAUUUCGUGCUUUCCCUUUACAGAUUGUAUGAUCGAGCAUUAUCGAUGGCUGGCUAUGAAUUUCACAGCGAUCGACUUUGGCAAGAUUACAUUGCUUGGGAAGAAGCUCAAGGAGAGUGGCACCGAGUUGCUGCAAUAUACGAUCGUUUAAUUCGUAUUCCCACUGCAAUGUACAAAAGUCACAUGGAAAGGUAUGUUUUCACAUUCACGAGGAUUUUCGAGAUAUUUCACUUCCUUACUUCUACAAUAGCUAAAAAGCUGCUGGUAUCGUCGUCUAUGGCGACGAUCCCCAUAACUAUGUAUAUGGUAAAUGGUGCGGGGUCAAGCGAAUACGAGAUAAGUAGUCCGCACUCCUUCCCAUAA